CCUCCGACCGUCGUGCGCCUCUCCACUGGCCAGCGUUGCUAUGGCAGCGCUGCAGGCAGGGAUGCUGAAGCUGAGGCUCGCAGUAGCCCCUUUGUGAAGCGGGGGUGGGGAGGGGUGGGAGAGAUGCUCACCCCACAUCUCGCUGCCCCGAGCCCCGGACCGCAAGCUGGGUGUUUGUCGGGGGCGCCCCCACCCCCAUCCCAGAGACCGGGUGCGGCACCUCUCUCUGCCCGCCAGCCGCUCCUGCAUUAAAAUUUCAUGGGCGCUGCAGUAAAUGCGAAGACGACGCCGGCUGCGCUGGGGGGCCGUAGGGAGGGAGGCUGCGGACCAGUGCGGGGAGGAGUUUACGAGGGGAGGCGCUUGCAGGGGCUCCCCCAGUUCUGUUGAGAGCCGGGCACAAAGAGCCCUCUGCACUCCAGCCGCAGGAGCGAGGAGCCGAGACCUGGGGCGUCCAGUGCAGCUUCAAACCGAAUGCAUCUCCGCACCCUUAUUGCGACAUCGCUCUCGACGGUGAUUACACGGGGAGCCACUGCUUUGGCACUACAGCCCCGCCAGGUGACCGCCAGCCGCCUGGGAUUGCUGGCGCGCACACCCCACUGCGGAGCGGAGUCGCGCCAGGAAAACGCCCCCACCUGCUGGAGGGAGGGGCGCGGGGAGCGAGCGCAGAGCGAGAACUUGCUGGAAGCAGGGGCCCACACGCCCGGGGCUCCCCGCAAGUGAACCGGUGUCCCGCCACGUGGCCCCACGCUGCGUCAGUACAUCUGGGGCGGGGCUGCGCAUCUGGAGGUGCUCAGAAUGUCUCCUGCUCCCGGAGGGGGAUCCCCUGGGACCUCCCCAAUCGAGCGGCAAACAGGUUCCUGGGCCCGCCCCAUCUUCUCCCUGCUUUGGGAAGACACUGAACUCACCCCCACCCCGAGUUUGGUUUGUUUCCCAGGGAAAGAAUUCUGCUAGCAACUUUAUCUCCUGCCCGCCCCACAUCGAGUCCUUUUAUGUCCAUUGCGGUUGAGAAUGGCUCUGAAGUCCGCCCUAUGCUGACCUUGCAGAAAAUUUAGCCUUUCCCCCAACCCCAUAGGGGCGCGCUCGCGCUCGGAGGGGGAGGGGGCGCAUCUGACAUCUUCAGAGCCCCAAAGAAGUACCCGGAAGCCUUCCCAGCAGGGUGAAGGCAACCUCUUUUACCUUGCAUUAAAAAAAAAAAAGAGUGUUAGCCAGGCAUGGUCCUUGCAGUCUCAGAGCUUGGUGGCCUGAGGCAGGAGGAUGCCAAGUUGGAGAACAGCCUAGGCUACAAAACCAGUUUGAGCCAGUCAGGGGUAGUAAGGUCCUGUGU
Onychomys torridus (southern grasshopper mouse) is the source of this 1324-nucleotide messenger RNA. RefSeq lists its product as uncharacterized. The record is from RefSeq and is a predicted model, not a curated record. The transcript is spliced from 4 exons. NCBI's taxonomy places the organism in Eukaryota, Metazoa, Chordata, Mammalia, Rodentia, Cricetidae. The coding region runs from base 472 to 720 and encodes 82 amino acids.